This is a messenger RNA of Thunnus maccoyii (southern bluefin tuna), 3581 nucleotides long. It is a transcript of the gene cep68, whose product is annotated as centrosomal protein 68. NCBI's taxonomy places the organism in Eukaryota, Metazoa, Chordata, Actinopteri, Scombriformes, Scombridae. The record is from RefSeq and is a predicted model, not a curated record. The coding region runs from base 360 to 2495 and encodes 711 amino acids. The transcript has 9 exons.
ACAGCCAGGGUUGUAAAGCCUGUUCGAGGAGUUAGUUCAUGAGACUGCAUCGAUACUUUUUCGAUAAAUUACGUUAUCGGUCUCUCUUCCGCCGACCUAAAACAGCUGUGGGCGGCAGAAAAAGUGUCAAAUACUUAAAAUAAGAGAUUGUACGGGAAGAAAGUACAAUUUGUGCAACAUAGUUAUGCCGAAUUCAUUAGAAAAGCCCAAAGAAUCGACCUGGUACUAAUUUGAGGUCCAAGCUCCUGUGUGCCUCACCUCAGCAACAUGGUGUUUGUUGUUGAGGAAACAUUGGAUAAAAAGCACAACCUUGCAGCUCCUUCAAGUUGACAGACCUUCCUAGAUUCUCUUUUCGUCCAAUGGAAACCAAAGGAUGCAGCCAGCGAUGGAAGAUGCGUCUGCCAGAGUUUAAAGACAGCAGAGGAAAAGACACUGAGAGAGGCAAGACAGAGAAAGAAAGGAACGGGGCAGGGCCACAGAAAAGUGUUACUAUGGCGCCCACCUCUAGGUAUCUGAGUGACAGACAGUAUGUAAUGAGGAAGCCUCUCUUCUCCGUAGAACAACAUACAUCUAUCUUAAAGAAGACUCAUCCACUGAAGCACCCGCAGAAGGAGAAACAUUUAAGUGUCAGCAGGACAGAAGAUCAGCAAUAUGCCAACAUCAGCUUGUUGACCAGUGCAAGAGAAGAACUGACCCCAGAGAGCUUCAGCUUCUCUCACUGUGACCUGUCAUCACCCUCAGCCUCCAGAGAAGAGCUUUGCUCACCCUUGGGUGUCUCAGACCUGAGAGGCAGGCUGUCCCAUGAAGAACACACUGUUGGAUCACCUUUCCCUGGAUGCAAAUCAGCUCAGCGGAGCCUCUCUAGUUCCUUCCUGGAGGUCCAGAGACUAAACCCUCCUCUGAGGCCGCCAUUAACCUCCACUGUCCUAUAUCCUACUUACACCCCUCGCUCAGGUUACUCAAGGCGAGGCCAGACUGAGCUCAGGCUUGGGGGGAGGGAGGGGAGAGGGGGAGGGGAGACCAAACUAAAUACAUGCUCUUUUGUAGGACAGUCAAGGGGACGCACUAUGUCUUCCUGUCAGGCAAACUACUGGGCUUGUGCCAUCCCUAAAGCUUUGCCGCCUUCCCCAGACAGGCACUCUGUAGGCUGGGAUCCAAACAGAGAGUACCAGGCCCUGCUGGACUACACCUACCCUCUGAGACCAGGACAUCUGGUCAGUGAGUGGGACCGCUCUGAGCUCCGGAGAGACUCUCUCCUCCAACCAGACCCGAACCUACAGGACUCAGGGAUUGAACUGGACCACCUUUGUAGCUCCACCAACCUGUCGGGGUUAGACUUUUCCCUGAGCGGCACAGGGCAGAUCAGAGAAGGGGGCACUCUUAGCGUGGGUCAGAGGUCACCUGACCUGCAGGGGUUCUCCAAAUCCUCAGAUGGUUCGCCCUCUGGUGCCCCGCUGCCUCUAACGCACCCAGCCAGUUUGUCCUUGGAGAGUAUGGACUGCUGUAGAGACAGAGGUGAGAUGAAUAGUUACAGGAGUGGUGGUCACCAUCAUGAGCACCACACACCAUCCUCCUCCACCUCCACUGCCUUCAUCCGCUCCACCAGUGUGCUUCCUCGGUCCAGGCGUGUUGGUGUGGAGGUAGAUGAGGAGUUCCGGCCUCUCCCAGAGCAGCUGGAGGAGCUGCAGCUUCUGUCCAGACAGGUGAGGGAGGUGACGGCACAGCUGAGGCGGCCCAUCACAGCCAGCUGGGAGUCUCUGGAUCCAGGCACCACCUCCAUCCUCUCCUCCAUCACCCUGCCUGAGAAACAGGAGGCUGAAGAGGAGGAGGAGGGGGUCAAAGAGCAGGAGGGCAAACAAGACACAGAUGAAGGACACAGAGAGGAGAGCAGUGCUGCUGAGACAGCAGCUGAUGAUGGAGACUCUGAGGCAGUGAGGAGGAGUCCCGGAGCCUGGAUGGAGUCUGUUGGAGGAGGUCUGACUCGGGCUAGUCUCAGGGAGGUGGAGGCUUUGGCAGAACAGCUGUGUGGCCUCACCCUGCCUGACACCCAGAGGAGCAGCCAGGAGGACCAGGAGCAGAGUGACUCCCUCAUGCGACACAUUCAGAUCUUCUGUUCACACCUGGGGCAGCUCAUCCAAUGGCUCUACACAGUGUCAGAGAAGAUGGACCUGAUGGCCCCGCCCACUGUGGAUAUAGACAGUGUGAAGUCAUCGCUGGCCGAUUAUCAGAGUUUUCAGAAAGAAGUGAGCAACCAUCAGCCACUGACCUCCUGUGUCCUGCACAGCGGACAACUUCUCCUCAGCUGCAUCAACACCACCUCUCCAGUUUUAAGAGAUACCCUGCUGUUGAUUGAGAGGCAGUCUAGAGCUCUGGAGAGCCACACUGAACACUUCUUCUCCUCCAUCCUGUCUGCCAUGGACAGUCUGACCCAGCCCAGUCAGCCCAGCAGGGUGGAGGCCCCAGGCCCUGUGGGGCUGCAGGGGUCCACUCUGUGAACAUUCAGUAGAAGCGCAGAACAUGUCUGUGUGCAGGGAUAUGAUUCGUUUCACUUAUUUAUUUCUUUAUUUUCUUACUUUUUUCCAAAGAUUAUGUUUUUUUAAUAUACAGCUUUCAUUUAUGCAUCACAAAAAAAAUCUUUUAUACACAUUAAUGAUCUAGAAGAAAAUGUCCUGAGUUCUUAAAAGUUUCAUGAAAGAAAAAUUCAGGACCAGUGUGUUAUCUGAACUAAAGUGAUCACUUAAAAUACUGCAGGAACUUGAAGUGCUCUUAAAUGGUGUCUGAAAAUUAAAAAUAUAGAGCUGUAAAUUAGCACAGUAAGUCCCCUUUAAAGAGAGGGACAGCUUCAUUCACUCUGUCAUUUCAACACAUCAGGUUUACAUCUGUUUCUCUGAUCCUGAUCUCUGAUCAGUUGGCAGCUACUGCAGGAUGUGAUCACCAGCCGGUACUAUGAUCCUUUUUAUGACCUGAUUAUCUCACAGGAAACAAAAAAAGUUUUUUAAAAACAUUUUCUAUUAGCUGGUUUAACAAGGUUAUCAAAUGUGUCCUUAUGUGAAGUGCACUAGAACAUCACACACACAGCCUUAAAACAUUUGUAUCUGUUCUCAUGGACGUCAGUGUUAUGUGUUCUAAUGUUAACAUGUAUGUCAAACGGUCAGUUCACCCAAAUUACAAAAGAUACAUGUUUUCUUACUUCCCUCUAGUCGUAUCUAUUCUGCAGAUAGUUUUGGUUUUAUUUGUCCAAGUUUGGACAAUCUGAAUCUGAGACUUCAGACACAGAUAUCCACCCCAGUACAAUAUAAUAUUUAGUUUGUGGUGCUUACAGCAUUGAUUUAUAUAUCACCGUGGAUAACCCACUGUGGGCAGUUGUCAUUAGAACUACCUACUACCAAAGAUAUAGUACCUGUUGGAGAAAAUGGACAAAUAGAAACUGAACAAAUAAAACAAAAACUAUUUGCGUGGCUAGUUAUAGUCAUUUGGGUGAACUGACCCUUUAAAAAAGCCUUUACAACCCAAAACAACUCAAGCUUUUCACUAUACUGUAAUUCGAUCAAAUCACUAAAUAAAGCUGGUUGUUUAACCUA